Messenger RNA from Trypanosoma brucei brucei TREU927, 618 nucleotides. RefSeq lists its product as hypothetical. The record is from RefSeq and is a predicted model, not a curated record. Bases 1 to 618 code for a protein of 205 amino acids. Lineage: Eukaryota; Euglenozoa; Kinetoplastea; Trypanosomatida; Trypanosomatidae. The transcript has a single exon.
AUGAAACCGGAAGGUGCAAAAGGAGCGGUGGUUAGUGACGACGUGGGCGGUGACUCCGCCAACUUGGCCUACUGUUCUGAUCGCAUCACACUCUUAAGCCGAGCGGACAUUGAAGCUUUCACUUGUUGUAGUAACGGUGCAGGUGGUGGUGGCGCGUCUAAUUCAGAGAAUCAUAACGGUGGUUGUGGGGGACUUGCGUCAGAGGCUCAAUCAGUGGAUCCCUGCAGCACUUUAGACACAUGCAUAGCGGCACUUCCAAUGUUCUUGCAAUCGGAGGCGCUGGUGCUACGACGACAUGAACAGCAAUUCAGGCAUCACAUGAAGGAGCUGGUAGAAUUGACUGAAUGUAUAACGUUGCUGUGUGAUGGGUCGCUACGGCAACACGCGGCCGCUGUUGCGGGGCAACCUGCAGAGCAGUCGGCAGAUGCGCAAAGGGCGGAAAGUGCUGCGUUGCACCGUAUGUUGCACCGGGCGGAGGAAUUGGAACGCUACGUGCGCGCCGCAGCUGUGGAGCGGUUGCGCAGUGCGCAACGGAUGGUGCUAGCGGCUAGCACCACGAAGCGGAGGGAGAAGGUUGGGCGAAAGUCGGCAGUACGACCCCCGAAAGCAACGAAGUAG